AUGGAUGACGAUCUGCUGGCCGCGACUGUGAUCCUCCGGCUACUGGAAGAAUUCGAUGUCCCACUGGCGGGAUCGGAUCUUCGUGGUCAUUCCUUUGGGACUAAAGCAUUCAUUCAGGGUCCGCCGCCCUCCACGACGACGACCCCAAGUCUACGACAGGCGGUAUAUUGGAGUGGACUUCGACAAGAGAUCUACAAUGCCCUGAGUUUACAGCAAGCACCGGAUAUUGACUUGAGCUCCCUUCACUCCCUGUUCACUGCUCUGGGACCCGAUGCUGGCGAUUGCGCGUGGGCAAAUCAAGCAAUUGCGCAUUGCGCUGAUGUUCUUCUAUUUUCGUUCGGCGACGGGCCCCGUUCGGUGGCGGUGCAUGAAAGCUUGCAGCAGAAGACUGAACAGUGGAGCGACGCGAGGCCAGCAUCGUUUGACCCCUAUUUUGUAGGUAGUGACGAGGUGGAGAUAGGUGCAAACUUUCCCGACAUUCGUUUCAGUUGUCCCUGGCACGCGAUUGGCAACCAAUACAACGAGCUGGCCCGCAUUCUGCUUUCGGUGCAUAACCCCGGACAUCCUACCGUGGGUCCCUUGCGGCGACGGUUUGUUCAGGAAGCUGAUUAUCAGAUCCGCAAGGGGGUCUGGACCGUCUGUGGUGUGGCGUUGGCUAACGACGCUGUGCCUCCAGCGAUGGUAGUGGGGUGCAUGGCAAUCCAUCUCUGUGGCAAUCGAUUCACGGAUCGGCAGGAACAAGAAAGGUUGAUCCAAAUCCUGAUCCGCACCGACUCAUCGCACGGAUGGCCAACUCAUGCGCUGCAACGCCAAUUGCGGGAGACCUGGGGGAUGUCUUGA
This is a messenger RNA of Penicillium waksmanii, 840 nucleotides long. RefSeq lists its product as uncharacterized. Gene Ontology annotation, cellular component: nucleus. The coding region runs from base 1 to 840 and encodes 279 amino acids. Gene Ontology annotation, molecular function: transcription cis-regulatory region binding; DNA-binding transcription factor activity. The record is from RefSeq and is a predicted model, not a curated record. Lineage: Eukaryota; Fungi; Ascomycota; Eurotiomycetes; Eurotiales; Aspergillaceae. The transcript is spliced from 5 exons. Gene Ontology annotation, biological process: positive regulation of transcription by RNA polymerase II.